AUGUCGGAAGCCGGCCUAGCGGAACGAAUUGACGCCAACAUCGCCCAGUUCUUCUCGUCAUGGAACAUUUGGACGACCAUUCUUGCUCUCGCUCUCGCAGUGUUCCUCAUCUACCCGGUGCUUACAGGUCGUGACCCAGAUACUCACCCCUAUCUGCUCGCAAGACAAGCUCAGGUUGCACCCAUCCGUCAAUCAGGUGAGUCGGCCGUCUACCGCGCCAUCGAUAUUCCACAUGGCUAUCCUCUCCGUGCCGGGCUGGGCGUCAAAGACCCGGGGACACCAAAGUGGAGUUCUGGCCGACCGGGAGAUCUGCGCGAUAUCUGGAGGACGGCAGUCCGCGGCGCGGUCAAUGAAGAGGGCAACCCGACGGGUCAGAGAGGCAAAAUUUUGACGGUGCUCGGCCUGGAAAAGGUCGUCGAUCACAAUCUCGAAGAUUUGACGCUCGGAAUUAAUGUCAUCGGUCAAUACGUGAAGCGGAACAAUGGUCAAUCUGUGGCCGUCUGCCUCUCAAAUUCGGUCGAACUGUUGUCUUCCGUUUUUGCUGGCUCGUUCUACGGCUUCUCGACAAUUCUCCUCCCAUACGGCCUUACGCCCGACAAGCUCAACUCGCUUCUCUCCAAGGUGUCAGCUGACCAUGUGAUCGCCGAGGCCGGCACGCUGGACCUUGAAACCAUGUCCUCGAGCGCCAAAAGCAUCAAGAACAUCAUUUGGGUCACCCGCCCAGAAAAUAGGCACAUGGACUGGUCAGAAGGUUCUCCCGAAGGCUUUGAGGUUAGCUCAUGGCAGGAACUUGUGCAGAAGAACCAGCGACCCACCAACUCAGAGGUUUUGCCUUUGGACAAAGAUUCUCAAGUCCCGCCUGUGUCGAUUUUCUGUCCGACGGCUAGCGGAGGUUUCGACCUGGUCAAAUACACCUCAGAAAACCUCAUAUCCGGUACCGCUGCACUUCUGGCCACCCUGCCACGUGCUCAGAAACUUAGUCCGAGCGACUCGUUACUGCCCACCAUACCUUUAACAGAUAGCUACACUCUGUGCUGGAUCUUUGCCGCCCUCUACUCCAACGCAACGCUGGCCCUCAACUCCGUCUCCGGAGACAACAUUGAUCUCGCCCACGCCACCUCCCGGACAUCUCCAACCGUCGUCCUCGCCUCCCCCACCACUGUGCAAGCCUACUUAUCCCACCCGAAUACAACCCUCCCCAGCGGGCUGUCAAAGUACAUGACCACACGCACCUUACAGCAAGGGAAUCUCCCCUCGAAACAGGCCACCACUUCCAACACCCUCUCGCACCUCCGCGUCCUUCUGAUCCCUCAAUCUGUCACGACUCCAAAAUCAGCCCGCCUGUCGUCGUCGACACUGCACAGUAUUCGCACGCACUUGAAAUGCCGGAUCGGGUACGCGCUGACGAGUCCGUCCGUGGCGGGCGCGAUCGCGCAGACCAACAUCUUUGAUUACCGUGACAAGGGCGGUAAAGUGUGCUGCGUCGGCGCUCCGCUUAGCAGCGUCGAGGUCAAUUUGGCAGGAGAGGAGGGCGUUAUGGGAUCGCGUACUCCGCGUGGAGCAACGCUUACAAUCAAAGGUCCCGCGGUGGUCGGUGGAAAGACAACACUCGAGGACAUCCACGUGCAGAUCGAUGAGGAUUAUACGUUGCUUCUGCUCUGA
Messenger RNA from Fonsecaea multimorphosa CBS 102226, 1662 nucleotides. RefSeq lists its product as uncharacterized. Bases 1 to 1662 code for a protein of 553 amino acids. The record is from RefSeq and is a predicted model, not a curated record. Gene Ontology annotation, molecular function: long-chain fatty acid-CoA ligase activity. The transcript has 4 exons. Gene Ontology annotation, cellular component: membrane; endoplasmic reticulum. Lineage: Eukaryota; Fungi; Ascomycota; Eurotiomycetes; Chaetothyriales; Herpotrichiellaceae.